Molecule: messenger RNA, 4356 nt
Organism: Dermacentor andersoni
Lineage: Eukaryota; Metazoa; Arthropoda; Arachnida; Ixodida; Ixodidae
Product: Kv channel-interacting protein 4-like
Molecular function (GO): calcium ion binding
Source: RefSeq, a predicted model, not a curated record
AGCGCGCGCGCGUGCUCCCGCCGGUCACGUGGUGCCCGUGGCCGGCUGGGAGCGAGGCUGGGGGCCCGCGCGCACUCAACAAGUGGGGGCGGCACGCGCGAGUGCGGCGUCGGCAGCAGCGCGGUCCGGGUCUCGCCACAAGCGUCCAGCAGUGUCGCGGGCCGCGCGGGCCGCUCGGCCCCGACAUGUACGGCAUGGUGUCCUCGCAGUCGGGCGGCAAGGGCCGCUCGAUGCGCAGACACCAGCUCUCCAGGCAACGCACCUCGCACUCCCUCGGAGGCGCGCCCUCGGGGGGAAGUCCCCGGGCCACGCCGGGAUGCAGCGGCGCCGGACAGCAGACGGCGUCGCCCGCGCGUUCCCUGUCGCACCGGGGCGGACAACACAACGUGUACGGUCGGCUUGUCGGCUUCUUGAAGCACACUUGGACGGGAUUCACCAUGGCCGUAGACAGCGAGAUUGAUGAAUUAGAAGGUCCGACUGUGCACUACAAGCCAGAAGCAAUUGAAACGCUGUGUCAGCUCACUAAAUUCAAUAAACGAGAACUGCAGCUUAUGUACAGAGGCUUUAAGCAGGAAUGCCCAUCUGGGAUGGUUAAAGAGGAGACGUUCAAGAUAAUCUACUCACAGUUCUUCCCAAGAGGUGCAGAUGCUAGUCAGUAUGCUCAUUUCGUCUUCAAUACCUUUGACCAGGACCACACUGGGGCAAUAACAUUCACGGACUUUGUUAUUGGACUGUCCGUGCUUUCCCGGGGUUCGCUCCAAGAGAAACUCCGGUGGACAUUCAACCUCUACGACAUCAAUGGCGAUGGCUACAUCACCAAAGAUGAGCUUGCUCGGAUUGUUAAGGCUGUUUACGACCUCAUGGGAAAGGCUGUGGAACCCAUGGUGGAAGAAAACACAACAAGGGAACACGUUGAAAGGGUGUUUCAGAAGCUCGACCUCAAUAAAGAUGGCGUUGUCACAAUUGAUGAAUUUAUGGAUUCUUGUACAAAGGAUGAGAACAUUUCAAAGUCCAUGUCCGUAUUGGACACUAUUCUGUGAUGCUGCAAAUGUGUAAAAAUAUGGGCAGCUGAAUUCUUUGUUCAACGGCGAGUGAAAGCUGCACACGAGAGCGGACGCUAUAGGCGGUCAGCAAGUACAGCCCUUUCCCUGGUGGCCCUGCUCAUCGGUGCCCGGUCUCAAGCCAGCACUCCAUCAUGACAGCAACAGCAUCAGUGACCCGCGACUCGUACCUCCUCAAGUGCCAAGUUACCAUUGUGGGUCUUUGCAGCAGGUUGCUGUGUGCCCGGGGACAAGCUGAGGCUGGCCAGUACUUGCUGCCGUACGUCCGAAGCGUGUGGGACUGUGUGCGCCAUUCUAAGUUUUAAUAUUGCCAGGGUAUUGGCGGCCGAAUUUUGGAACUGUGAAUAAACAUGCCAAACAGGCAGGUAUAUAGCCAGCCUUGCUUGGUGGGGCAAAAUUCUUCCUCAGCAAAAGUUAUCUGUACAUCUUGAUCGGUCAACUGUUGCUGUUUGCCAUUAUCUUGUUGCUUUUCUUUGUUGUCGUAUUAUUGAUUGCUUAUUGAAAUUGUCUUCUGAGUUGUGCAUGCCUCUAUGCUUUCUCUUGGCUUGGUUAGAUUAGAAAUUUUCAUGCAAAUGAUAUGUUAUUCUUUGGUACCAGGCCACACUGCUCACAGAAAUCAUGUAAUGAAUACUGGUGGCUGGUAUAUUUCUUGUAGUAACUAUGUAGCAGAGUUAACAUCAUUUGGGCUAUGAAAUUCUGUAGGAAGAAAGGAUCCACCCCUGGGUAAAGAAGGUAGCAAGUCCUUGUACCUGAUUCAUUGCACAUUCUACAGUCACCUGCUGCUUGUGCUUCUAUACCAUUUUCUUUUCGGCUGGCAAACAGGUAUCAGCUUACAGCAAAGCAUCACUGUCAGAUAACACAAGCAUCAGGUGUAGCUAAGCCUCACAUUUGUAGGGGACCCAUUAAUAGGGAUUGCUAUGUUCUUCCAUGCUUAAUUAAAAAUAAUUGUCACUGGCAGCUCUUUUAAUGAAUAGCAAAAUUUAUUGUAACCAGACUAAUUAACACAAGUUUAAGCACCCCUCUUUUCCAAGUUGUGAACCCUCAAACUAGGGGAGGAUGCCAAGAACUGAAACGUACACACUCAUGUUCAACAAUUUACCUUUCUUCUCUAAUAAUUUUUUUGAAAGAGGAGGUGUAGGGGGUGCUUAAAAUCAGUGUGAACUUAAAUUCGUGUUCAUGCAGUAUUUUUAUUUUAUUCAGAUACAUUCCAUGCAUUUUACAUAUUGGAAUUGCAUUGACUCUGCCCAUGUUCUAUCAAGGCAGUUGUUCUAAUACAGUAAAUGCCAGCUGUAUUUUUUCUUGUAGAGCAUGCACUCCUGCAUCAUUUUUAUACACUUUUCCCUUCUUGUGGGACAAGUGGCAAAGACGUGCUUUUUAUUUCACAAUAAGACAGAGACUUUAUUAGGUGUGUUAUUACAUAGACUUACUUUAUUGUGCAUAGACAUAACUGCUCUCCUGUUACGGCACAAGCAGAGGAAGGCGCUCAAGGUAUCUUCACAUCUGUUUUUCUAGGAGCUGCAACAGACUACAGGUGAUUACGAUAAGGUAUGCCCCAGAUUAAUUCCCGACCUUGGUGGAUUGAAAUGUGCCACAAGUAAUGCUGGAAAAAAAUCAGCCCACAAUAUUUUGACGUUCGUUAUACGCAUUAGACACUAUUUACUUUAUCCAUGCUUUCUUUUUUUCCUUUUUUUGUGAGGUUCACUUGUACCCUGUUAGCCACUGCUGUGCGUGAGUUUUUGUCUGGUGGUACUUUCAUUGUUUCACUGAUCAUAAAAACGCUCGUCUGUACUGAAUGCUUCCACGCUCUUCCCGUCGCAAGGGCCGCCCUGAGGUGAUGUCGAUAUGGAAUAGAUGUGCCAUUUCAACCGAGCAAGCCCAUCAGUGGUGGGCAUGUGCAUCACAGGCAUGUUCUUGACGGCUGUCCACUGGGCAGGACAGCACUGCACACUCUACAUAUCUCACUUUGUUUGCGCAUACUUUGCCAUAUUGGUGCAUGUAGGCAUGUCAGCAUAAGUGGUUCCUCCAAGAUGGUCAAAGGGCAGCAAGUUGCCCCCUUUUGGGAAUCUUCCAUGCCCAACAUAUGUGAAGUACACUGCUGACAGAUGAAAGGUUCGCUUGGCAAAGUGCAUUGUCAUAACCUUGCCAGGCAAGCCUUUUCAUUUAAAUGAUCUUGCAAAUACUCAAAUUUAUUUUUCUUCAAUUUUAGACUUUGAAGAUAUGCUUUGACGCAGCUUUUAUGCCCAGCUCAGCAUAAGAAUGAAAGUGUGUUAUUACAAAUGACCCAGCAGCUGUUUGCUGACACAUAGUGGUUACAUUGUUUCGAAAGCUCGAAUGGGUCUUGUUUGUACACACAUUGAUAUAUAAAUAUAUAUAUAUAUAUAUAUAUAAAUAUAUACAUAGCAGAGCAAUCAUACAGUGGGCCAAGGACAUUGUUUCAGAGAAACAAAUGCCACUGUCUGCCAAACAAUGUUUCUCCCAUGAAGUACUGGAUUCCAGUGAAGACAUGUUUAUGUUUUGCGCGUAGAUAGGUUUACAAAUGUUCCCCUCUUCAGCCUUGUGAAAAAGUUGGUCAUCUGCAAAUAUGGUCUGCAACUAGAAGUGUCACUACUGUUGGAAGACUUCUCAUGCCAUGGAGUAUGUUUGUCAUAGUGCAGCUGUUACUGUAUGAAUGUCAUUUCCCAUGUUUCGUCGGCAAUCAGGAGUAUGUGCUCCACUCUUCAUUAGCCAAUUUUUACGUAAAGAGGUUGAUGCAUAUAAGCUGCUCCCUGUUUCUCUCUUCUAUAAAUGCUAAAUUUUAGAUCUGUAAUCUUUUUAGGCUGUAGGACACUUGUUUAUUUCCAUGCUUCGUUUAUUUUGUGCAAUAUUUCCUAAACUUAAGCUGGGUGAACAUGGUCCUUAUAUUUUCGUGCAGUUUUUUUUUAGCAGGAGACUUGUGCCAUGGUUCACCUCAAGGGCUGUACUGGCCUGUUUUUCAUGCUAAUGCCAUUUGCCUGGUUUAACUGUUUGGUGUUUAAAAUAUUGUGCCAGUUCUUUUGGUUUCUUUUCACUUGCAGCAAAUUUGUGUGAUGCAGUAGUUUUUCUUUCUUUUUUAAUUCCUCUUCUUUUCACAAGUGUAAAAGGGUUUCUUGUUCCACGUGAUAAAAUGCUCUGUUGAGAUAUUUUUCUUCCAAGUGCUGUCUGGUGACAGUGCAAAAACUGGAGCAGUGUUUCUUUCAGCACUUCAGCCAUUUGUAUUUGGUACAUUUCAUUGUAAUAAAUUCUAAUGUAUAUAUGAUAAAGCUACAAAACAAACAGA